CCACAGUCCACAUCCUGCCAAAGAUAAGAUAGUUCAGCUCAUGUAGUCUUUGUGGAGUGUAGAGACAACAAGACGUGGCCACAGAAGAACUUGAAAAUUUAUAAAUUGCUCAUCACAUUUGUGUCCUUGAAAAAUAGCGCAGCUCGAAAAUUUAUUACUGGUACCAAAAUGAACAAAACGAACACAUACUAAGAGAUGAAAGCUAUAACACGCUUAAAGUCCAAGACGAAUUAAAAUCUUCGAAGUUCCCUCGUGCGACGCCUGGACUCCCCAAGAUGGCCGACCUCCCGCCGCCUCCGCCGCCUCCGCCCGAAGAUUACGACAUCGACUCCCUGCCCCCGCCUCCUCCGCCUCCCGUCGAUUAUGACAUGUCCUCCCUCCCGCCGCCUCCACCGCCUCCCGCGGACGACUUCCAAGCGCCUCUUCCUCCUCCAGACUACGACCUGGACAGUGCGCCUCCCCCGCCGCCGCCCCCGGAGGUCAUCUACGAGGGUGCGGGGAGCGGAGACCCCAGGGCCUCGCUGGCGGACAUGGGGCAGCGGGCCAGGUCGCGCGAGUCCGACACGGCGAGCCUCUCCAGCCGCAGGUCCACUUGGUCUUCGACGAGCCAGAAGAGGGCUACCCCGCGCCCCCCUUCGCGCCAGAGCAUGGUCAGCACGCCCCCCGUCGGUGAGCGCAGAGGGUCUAGCGGACCCGUCCUACAGCGCCAGGUAUCCUCGGCUUCGAUGGCAGCCUACACGCAGCCGUUCAUGCUGUCGGAGGAAGCCCAGGGCGCCUCUUCUCUGUACGGCACGAUGAGCAAGGCGGCGCGGAGGGCAGCCAAGACGCAGCAGCAGCCCCAUCACUCUGCUGAGGCGUACGGUACAAUUCGGCGCGGGAACGCAGGCGCGAACCGGUUCGACUUGCAUGAUCACAAAAGUGGUUCCGGUUCAAGCAGAGACGUGAGGAAUGUCCAAUGGAACGAACUAGGAAGAUUGUCCAGGAGCAGCCUGCACUCGGUCUCCAACGGCUCCCAGAUGACUUUGUCCGGGAGUGACCUGGCGCCGAUCCCUCAGGAGGACGCGGGCCAGCAGGACUUUCUCAUGAGACUCAAGCCGGUGCCCAGGCUUGUGAGCGAGGAAGGAAUAAAGUUUUACGUCAACGAAAAUGAGAAGAAUGAGAAGAACAAGGUUUGA
Messenger RNA from Penaeus indicus, 1175 nucleotides. RefSeq lists its product as uncharacterized. Bases 276 to 1175 code for a protein of 299 amino acids. Lineage: Eukaryota; Metazoa; Arthropoda; Malacostraca; Decapoda; Penaeidae. The record is from RefSeq and is a predicted model, not a curated record. The transcript has 7 exons.